This is a messenger RNA of Macaca mulatta (Rhesus monkey), 1270 nucleotides long. The record is from RefSeq and is a predicted model, not a curated record. Lineage: Eukaryota; Metazoa; Chordata; Mammalia; Primates; Cercopithecidae.
UGCCUAGAUGUCUCCGCCCCCACUGCCAUGGAGACCAGCUUGGAAGCUUAGGGGAGCUGCUGUGGCCCAGGGCUCAGUGGGGAGGACUAGGAGGCCAGGAGUCUUGGACUAGCUGCAGGGUUUGAACUAGGCUGAAGCAGCAGAACCACAGAGGUGGCUGAGCAGGGGUCUGGCCCUGGGGCCACCCAGCCACACUCACACACCCACUUCUCCCUCCAGAGCCCUGCCCUGAAGCAGGUCUCUGCUCCAGGCCUUUCCUUAGUUGGGGAAUCGGGAGUUGGAGGAUCAAAGUCCCCCAUAUCUCCCUCCCCCGCUGCAGCUAUGUUUAUCAAGGUGAUGUUUGGGGGACUCAAGAGACCAACACUUGGGGGUCACCCUAUAUGGGAGAAAAGUCAACACACACGGGAGAUGGAUGGAGGGGUCUCCAAGGAAGUUUAAGCAACAGAUGUCGGAGCUGUUUUGCCUGGGGCACAGUCCUAGCCCCCUAGGCCCAGUCGCAGCUCUGGGAAAGGGAAAGAUGGGAAGGAGAGACAGAGGACCCCAGAUGUGGAGGAAGCGACCAUUGCUCUCCUGGCGGAGGACGGCAACCUAGUGAGCCUGGAGGAGGACCUGAAGGAAGGGGCUGCAUGGACCCAAACCAUGGGCAACUCCCUGCUGAAGGAGCGAGCCAUAUAUGUCCUCGUUCGAACCAUCAGUAAGAGGGAGAGGACAUGGUCCCCACCCGCUAUGAGUCCCUACUGGAGAACCUGGAUGACCAUUACCCAGAGCUGGCAGGUGAGUGUCAGGGUACAGCCCAGGGGGAGGGCACACCUUCUCCCUAGCCCCUACCAGCAGGACUUCCCGGGCCUUCCAGAGGAACUGCGCAGGCUGUCAGGCCUCUCCUCUGCGGGCCACAACUGGAGGAAGCGCAUGGGCACCCGGCGUGGCCGCCAUGAGCAAAGCCCCACUUCAAGGCCCAGAAAGGCUUCACAGAUGUGGCAUAGGGGCUGGCACACAGUAGCAGCUCAGUGCACAACUGCUGGACGAACUCAACGAAGGCGGCAGCAUGGUGCAAACAGACAGCAACCCAGCACGACUCCUCUUGCAGAAUCUGGAAUUGCUGAGAAGUUGCAUCAGCAAGAGGGGCAAGGGCCCUGAUUAAGGUGAUGGAUUGCACACUGUAGUGAGACAUCCAUCCUGACCCCACCUCAUCAGCCAGGGAGCUCCCUGAAGACAGGCCAUCGAGAGAGGCACACAACAGGCUGUGGUCUAAAAUAAACUUUUAAUUGCA